GCCCUUCAUUAUUUUAUUAUUAUUAUUAUAUAUAAAAAGUUUAUAAUAUAUAAAAAAAAGAAGAAGAAGAAAACCUUGAGGGAGGAUCUCACUUCAAUUCCAAUUCUAUCUGAUUUGCAGUGGUGAUUUGAUAAAAUGGGGGGUGGUUUUAGAGUGUUACAUCUAGUCAGGCCGUUUCUUUCGUUUUUGCCGGAAGUACAGAGUGCAGAUAGAAAGGUGCCUUUUAGAGAGAAGGUCAUAUACACUGUGAUCUCUCUUUUCAUCUUUUUGGUCUGCAGUCAGCUUCCGUUGUAUGGAAUACAUUCGACAACGGGUGCAGACCCUUUUUACUGGAUGCGUGUUAUCCUAGCGUCUAAUCGUGGAACCGUUAUGGAACUUGGUAUCACCCCCAUUGUGACUUCUGGGUUGGUUAUGCAGCUUUUAGCUGGGUCGAAAAUUAUUGAAGUUGACAACAAUGUCCGAGAGGAUCGUGCACUACUGAAUGGUGCUCAGAAGUUGCUCGGUAUCUUGAUUGCCGUUGGUGAGGCUGUUGCAUAUGUUCUAUCUGGAAUGUAUGGCAGUGUUGGUCAACUUGGUGUAGGAAAUGCGAUUCUUAUUAUCGUUCAGCUAUGUUUUGCCGGGAUUAUUGUGAUAUGUUUAGAUGAACUUCUCCAGAAGGGAUAUGGUCUAGGCUCUGGAAUUUCAUUGUUCAUAGCUACCAAUAUCUGUGAAAGCAUUAUCUGGAAAGCUUUUAGUCCUACAACUAUCAACAGUGGGCGUGGGGCUGAGUUUGAGGGUGCGGUUAUUGCAUUGUUCCAUCUUCUUAUCACCAGGUCGGAUAAAGUGAGAGCUCUCCGGGAAGCUUUCUAUCGGCAAAAUCUACCCAAUGUGACUAAUUUGCUUGCUACGGUUUUGAUCUUCCUCAUUGUUAUCUACUUCCAAGGAUUCCGUGUUGUUUUACCCGUGAGAUCAAAGAAUGCUCGUGGGCAGCAAGGCUCUUACCCAAUCAAGCUGUUCUACACUUCGAACAUGCCUAUUAUCCUUCAGUCUGCACUUGUAUCCAACCUUUAUUUCAUUUCUCAGUUGCUGCACAGAAAGUAUAGCGGAAAUUUCUUGGUCAACUUAUUGGGAAAGUGGCAGGAGUCUGAAUACUCGAAACAAUCAGUCCCAGUUGGCGGCCUUGCAUACUAUGUUACUGCUCCAUCGAGCUUAGCAGACAUGGCUGCCAAUCCCUUCCAUGCUCUUUUCUACCUGGUCUUCAUGCUAACAGCAUGUGCCCUGUUUUCCAAAACUUGGAUUGAAGUUUCUGGUUCUUCUGCUAGAGAUGUCGCCAAGCAACUUAAGGAACAACAAAUGGUUAUGCCUGGGCACCGAGACUCAAACCUUCAGAAGGAACUGAACCGUUAUAUCCCAACAGCGGCUGCAUUCGGAGGAAUGUGCAUUGGUGCAUUGACGGUUCUGGCAGACUUCAUGGGAGCCAUCGGUUCCGGUACUGGAAUAUUGCUAGCAGUCACAAUCAUAUAUCAGUACUUUGAGACAUUCGAGAAGGAGAAGGCUAGUGAACUAGGUUUGUUUGGGUUCUAAGUCCUACUUGUUACUUUCUGUUAGAGAACCAGUUUAGCGUGUAGUUGAGCUUGUAGGGAGAAAAUGUGUCUUAUGGCAGUUAACAGUUUGAACCUAAACUUGCAUCUAGUGUUUUUCUUUUAUAUACUAAAAGAGUUUCCCUUCUUA
Messenger RNA from Erigeron canadensis, 1710 nucleotides. Its product is annotated as protein transport protein Sec61 subunit alpha-like. NCBI's taxonomy places the organism in Eukaryota, Viridiplantae, Streptophyta, Magnoliopsida, Asterales, Asteraceae. Bases 136 to 1563 code for a protein of 475 amino acids. The record is from RefSeq and is a predicted model, not a curated record. Gene Ontology annotation, biological process: post-translational protein targeting to membrane, translocation; SRP-dependent cotranslational protein targeting to membrane, translocation. The transcript has 7 exons. Gene Ontology annotation, cellular component: membrane; Sec61 translocon complex. Gene Ontology annotation, molecular function: ribosome binding; transmembrane protein transporter activity; signal sequence receptor activity.